CAAAAACGCCGAAACGCUUCUUUCCUUUCCUUCCUCCCCUGUUCUCUGCCUCUUUUUCCUAUCCCUAACCAUUGUUUAUUGUGCCCGCUAUUUCAAGGGACUCUAGAGCUAUUGAAGGCUAUUCAAUAGUUCUCUGUGUUUGUGUUUGUCAGUGACGACGAUAGUUCAUAGGGUUGUGCAACCCCGCGUUCUCUGUCACUUUUCUUUUUUCCCCCAUCACAACGACGCUUUGCGUCGAUAGAUAAUCAUCAGCCAUGGAUCAGCAACGAUUCCUGCAGCAGCUGCAGAUUAUUCUGAACCCUGCCAAUGGCAACGUAAAAGACGCCACCGGUGUCCUGCAGAAAGAGUUCUAUAACAAGCCCGAGUCCUUUAUUUUCCUCAUCCAGAUUGCCACCGGCCAUGAGAAUGACGACCUGCGCCAGCUGGCCGCCGUUGAGGCUCGCAGCCUUGUUGGCAAGUUCUGGCUCAAGUUCCCGGCCGACCAGAAGCCCCAGAUCCGUGAACAAUUGCUGCGCGGUACUAUGAGUAGCAGCUCCGAGUUGGUACGCCACGCCAUCUCUCGCGUGGUCUCUUCCGUCGCCAAAAUUGAUCUGCCCGACGGAGAGUGGGCGGAAUUGCCAAACUUUUUGGUCCAGGCUGCCCAAAGUAGCAACAAAGAUGAGCGUGCAAUUGCAGUGUACAUUUUCUUCACCAUCCUCGAGUCACUCGGAGAAGGUUUCGAAGAGAAGUUCAAGGAUCUGUUCACCCUUUUCAGCAAAACUAUCCGUGACCCGGAGAGCGCCGAGGUGCGGAUCAACACUUUGUUGGCUCUCAGCAAGCUCGCCACACAUCUCGAUUCUGACGAGGAUGAAGCUCCUGUCAAGGCUUUCCAACAGGUCUUCCCUGACAUGGUUCGUGUUCUCAAGGAUGCGAUCGACACAACAGACGAAGACCGCAUCAUGCAGGCUUUCGAGGUCUUCCAGACUUUGCUCGGCUGUGAUCCUGCCUUGAUGACUGUCCACCUGAAGGAUCUGAUUACUUUCAUGAACGAGAUUACUGCCAACACCCAGCUGGCGGAAGAUACCCGUACACAGGCCAUUAGCUUUUUGAUGCAGUGCGUCAAGUAUCGCAAGAUGAAAGUCCAAGGCCUCAAAGUUGGUGAACAGCUCACCCGCACUGCCCUUAACGUCGUCACUGAGCUUGACGACGACGAUGAUGAGGAUGAGAUUACUCCAGCUCGAUCUGCACUGGGUCUUCUCGAUAUGCUUGCUCAGAGCCUGCCACCAAGCCAGGUUGUUGUCCCGCUGCUGCAAGCUCUUGGCCAGUAUUUCAACAGCGAGGAUCCAGACCACCGCCGUGCCGGUAUCAUGGCUUUGGGAAUGUGUGUCGAGGGUGCUCCUGACUUUAUCAGCACACAAUUCAAUGAAAUUAUGCCCAUGGUGCUCCACCUUCUGAACGACAAAGACCCCAAGGUCCGCCAAGCAACCCUCCACGGUGUUGCCCGCCUUGCUGACGACCUGGCCGAGGAUGUCGGUAAGGAACACGCUAAACUCAUGCCGUUAUUGGUCCAGAACCUUGCUAGCGCAAUGCAAAACUACAAGGGCGAGGAAACUGGACCUACAGUCAACAUCAUGAAGGCUGCCGUCAGCGCAAUUGCCGCUGUUGUCGAGGGUCUUGAAUCCAAGGAUGUCGUUCCCUACCAAGAUGAGCUUGUACCUUUCUUGCACAAGCUCUUUAACCACCCUGAUUUCAAGAUCAAGGGCUUGACUGCCAAUGCCAUUGGCUCGCUCGCCUCUUCUGCCGGCGAGGCGUUCCUCCCGUAUUUUGAGAAGUCGAUGCACCUUAUGCAGGAAUACGUUACCAAGAAGGAAAACGAGGAGGAGCUCGACCUUCGUGCUAGCAUCAUUGAUGCCAUGGGUCAAAUGUCCGCUGCUGCUGGACCUCAAAACUAUCAGCCUUACGUUGAGCCGCUUAUGCGCGCUAGUGAGGAGGCUUUGCACCUCGACCACUCUCGUCUUAAGGAGAGCACUUAUAUGCUCUGGGGAUCCAUUUCCAAAGUCUAUGGAGAGGACUUCAAGCCAUUCCUUGAAGGUGUCUUCAAGGGCCUGAGCGCUUGCAUUGAACAGGAAGAAGCCGAUCUUGAGGUUGAGCUCGGUGAAGCCGCCAAGGAUCUCGUUGGCCAGGAGGUUACAAUCGGUGGCCGCAAGAUCAAGGUUGCUGAAGUCUCAGAUGACGAGGAUGGUGAUAUUGAGGAUAUUGACAUUGAUGAGGAGGACGACUGGGAAGACUUCACCACCGUUACCCCACUAGCUCUUGAGAAGGAAAUCGCCGUCGAGGUCAUUGGCGACCUGAUCAGCCACACCAAGGGCGCCUAUCUCCCAUACUUUGAGAAGACCAUUGAGUUGGUCUUGCCUCUUACUGAGCAUCCGUACGAGGGCGUCCGCAAGAGCACUAUCAGCACUCUUCACCGUGCCUAUGCUACUCUUUUCGCCUUGGCUGAAGAUAAUGGUCAGAUGCCUAAGUGGGAGGCUGGCCUUCCUGUGAAGGUGCAGCCCCCUGCUGAAGUCAAGAAAUUUGGCGAGAUUUUGAUGACCGCCACUAUCAAGAUGUGGGGUGAGGAAGCUGAUCCGGCUACCGUUGGCGAUCUUUGCAGCAACCUUGCUGACAACCUGCGCUACACUGGCCCAGCUCUCAUUGCUAAUGAGACUGUGCUCACCAGCGUUGUUCAACAAGUGACUGAUCUCAUCAACAAGAAGCACACCUGCCAGCAGGACUUUGGCGAGGACGAGGAACUCCAAGAAGUUAUGGACGAGACAUCUGAGUUUGACUGGAUUGUAAUCGACCGCGCUCUUGACAUCGUUUCUGGCCUUGCCGCUGCUCUGGGUCCAGAUUUCCCAGAACUAUGGAAGAUCUUCGAGAAGAGCGUCUUUCGGUUCAUCAGCAGCUCGGAGAACAUUGAGCGUGCUACCGCCGUCGGGGUUCUUGCCGAAGUGAUCACCGGCAUGAAGGACACUGUUACCCCUUUGACUGGUCGUUUCUUGCCUCUUCUUCUCAAGCGCCUCGCCGACGAGGACCCCCAGACAAAAUCCAAUGCUGCCUACGCAACUGGCCGUCUCAUCGAGGCCACCAACGACGCAUCUAUUGUUUCGCAAUUUCCCACAAUUUUGCAGAAGCUUGAGCCAUGCCUCCAACAAGAGGUCUCCCGUCUUCCCGAUAAUGCCACCGGUUGCUUGUCUCGCAUGAUCUUGAAGCAGCAUGACAAGGUGCCAAUUUCCGACGUGCUUCCUGCUAUUGUUAACAUAUUGCCAUUAAAGAACGACUACGAGGAAAACGAGCCUCUGUAUAAGAUGAUCGCUCAGCUGUAUAAAUGGGAAAACCCAACCGUCCGCCAGCUUACACCCCAGCUCUUGCCCAUCUUCCAAUCCGUCCUCUCUGAGGAGGACCAACUUGAGGAUGAGCGACGACAGGAGCUGCUUGAGCUGGUCCAAUGGCUCAACAAGUAAACGUCUCUUCCUACGUUAUAUCCCAUGUAUAGACCGGGAACAAGCGAGGAAUGGACACAAUGAGAUUAAUGAGGAUUAGACAUAAUGAUGGGAAGGAGAAGAACAUAAAAGUGAUACCCCCGGGAUUAUUGACGACGAGCGAGAUGACUAUGCAAAACAAACGAAAAAUUAUGAAAAUAACCAUGCAGGAUGAUUUGACUGACAGACUUGAAUGACUCAAGAGUCUUUGGAGGAUGUAUUAAUGUUAUGAGCAUACUAUGCUAGAUUUUGUUUCAUUUGUUACGUAUGCUACCUUUGGCUUAGUAUACAGAAAUUCUUUUGCCAAUAUUUUAUUCACUAGUAUUGAGUAGAGACUUUGAAUACAUGUUCAAACCUAUCCGAAAAC
Messenger RNA from Talaromyces proteolyticus, 3867 nucleotides. Its product is annotated as putative importin beta-4 subunit. The record is from RefSeq and is a predicted model, not a curated record. NCBI's taxonomy places the organism in Eukaryota, Fungi, Ascomycota, Eurotiomycetes, Eurotiales, Trichocomaceae. Gene Ontology annotation, biological process: protein import into nucleus. The transcript has 4 exons. Gene Ontology annotation, cellular component: cytoplasm; nucleus. Bases 255 to 3482 code for a protein of 1075 amino acids. Gene Ontology annotation, molecular function: nuclear import signal receptor activity; small GTPase binding.